Messenger RNA from Synchiropus splendidus (mandarinfish), 1313 nucleotides. Its product is annotated as gamma-aminobutyric acid receptor-associated protein. Gene Ontology annotation, biological process: macroautophagy; cellular response to nitrogen starvation; autophagosome assembly. Lineage: Eukaryota; Metazoa; Chordata; Actinopteri; Syngnathiformes; Callionymidae. The transcript has 4 exons. Gene Ontology annotation, cellular component: autophagosome; cytosol; autophagosome membrane. The coding region runs from base 118 to 486 and encodes 122 amino acids. The record is from RefSeq and is a predicted model, not a curated record. Gene Ontology annotation, molecular function: ubiquitin protein ligase binding; GABA receptor binding.
UAGUCGUUAGCAUCGUUUGUUGUGUUCGAGUGUGUCAGCGGUUUGAGCCUUCGCUUACCAAACUACUGCUAUUAUUCCUAGGAGUGACCGACUUGCCGUCUGUCAUCUCGUUCAACCAUGAAGUUCCUAUAUAAAGAAGAGCAUCCCUUUGAGAAAAGGCGGUCCGAAGGCGAAAAAAUAAGGAAGAAGUAUCCGGACAGGGUGCCUGUAAUUGUGGAGAAGGCACCCAAAGCCAGAAUAGGCGAUCUGGACAAGAAGAAGUAUCUUGUCCCUUCUGACCUAACAGUGGGCCAGUUUUACUUCCUUAUCCGGAAACGAAUUCACUUGAGAGCUGAAGAUGCUCUCUUCUUCUUUGUAAACAAUGCCAUUCCACCCACCUCAGCAACCAUGGGACUCCUCUACCAGGAACAUCACGAAGAGGACUUUUUCCUCUACAUUGCCUACAGUGACGAGAGUGUGUACGGGGACAGCAAAAGGGAAAUGUGAUCCCGUGAUCUUCCCCCCCUCUACCAAGCACCAACCCUCCCUCCCCAUUUCUCUGAGAACUCCACCGAUCAUCAGUCAAUUCUUAAAACACACUCAGCAGCUUCGAGUUCUCAGUUUAAACACGUCAACUGCACUUUGGCCAGCCACGUGUUAUUCUCUUAGUCAUGUAUGUCUUUAUUCUGCCUCCAUUGUCUUAUAACAACAAAUUGAAGUGGUCAUUUAGCCAGUUGGAGCAAAGGUUUGAAUCAUAUUGGCCAGUUAUUUUGCGUUCCAGACAAUUGAUCAAACACAAAGAUUAAGACUUUCUAAUCUCAACAGAUAUUUUGGUUUCAGGAAUUAAACUAAUUUCAGUUUAAUAAUUAGCAAUGAAGGCUUCAGAUUGUUAAGUUUUGUAUGGUUUGCAAUAGAGGUUUAUUGUGUUUUUGGUUUUAGUAAGUUUAAUUCUGGCAGUCACUAUUUGAAGGGGCGUUUAUAUUCUCCUGCAGUGUAAAGGGUAACUGUUUAUCAGCAGUUAUUUCCCCACGUCAUAAUGAGCUCUGACUCCUCGAUCCGUCAUGUUCACGCUCUGCAUCUGACCUUUCAUCCUUAUUGAAUUAGGACUAAACAAUCAUCUGCUUUUUGUGGUAGAACACUUGUGCUCAGUGCUCCUAUGAUUAUUAUUGUUAAUUUUAGAGGCUUCAUUUCUAUAAGGUAUUGUAAUGCUGAGUGCAAUUCUCUUUUUUAUGUUUUGUCUCUUUUUUUUAAAUGUAUGAACUGGGUAUACAGCUGCAUUACUGGAUCUUUAUCUCCACUCAUGACCAUACAUGAUAAAAUGUGAUUGAAAAGUU